Molecule: messenger RNA, 579 nt
Organism: Striga asiatica
Lineage: Eukaryota; Viridiplantae; Streptophyta; Magnoliopsida; Lamiales; Orobanchaceae
Source: the annotation of a GenBank genome assembly
AUGGCUUCCCUCACACAAGCCCAAGGCCCGCUCCAAAUUCGCCACCACAUCACUCAUCGUGGGCCGAUCCUUCCCUUCCAAAUGCACGCAGUGCACCGCCGUGUACGCCACCAGCUCCACCGCCUCCGCCUCCUCCGGCCCAGGCGGGCCCACUCUCGAGUCCAAAACCCGGCCCAAUUCCCCUCCCACCACUGCAGGCACCGCAUAGUCCACCACACUAACUGGGCCCUCUUCCCCCGUCUUGAAAAUGGCCCUCUUACCCGUCAGCAGCUCCAGCAGCACAACCCCAAGCCCGUAAACAUCGCUCUUCGCAGUCAGCACGUUCAGCCCAUAAUACUCCGGGUCGAUAUACCCAACUGUCCCCGCCGCCUUCUCGGGCCUGUAAAACCCACCACCACCCUGCGGGCCCAUCAGCGAAAGCCCGAAAUCAGAAACCCGCGCGUCCCAAUUCUCGUCCAGCAGUAUGUUAGACGAUUUAAUGUCCCGGUGGAUUAUAGGCGGGACUGCGUAGCUAUGGAGAUACUCAACCCCGCGGGCCCCACCCAACGCUACCUUAAUCCUCAUUUUCCACGAAUUUAA